Molecule: messenger RNA, 267 nt
Organism: Botrytis porri
Lineage: Eukaryota; Fungi; Ascomycota; Leotiomycetes; Helotiales; Sclerotiniaceae
Exons: 1
Coding region: 1-267 (88 amino acids)
Source: RefSeq, a predicted model, not a curated record
AUGAGUGAUGAUGAUGAUGAUGAUGAUGAUGAUGAUGAUGAUGAUAUUGAUGAUGAUGAUGAUGAUGAUAUUGAUGAUGAUGAUGAUGAUGAUAUUGAUGAUGAUGAUGAUGAUGAUAUUGAUGAUAAUGAUGAUGGUGACGAUGGUGCUUCUUUUCUCUCGCUCCUUCUCUCUCUUCGGUUUCUGUUCGAAAUUCGGAUCGCCUUCACUUCCAACACCAUUCAAACGCCACGCAACCCUAUUGAAUACCUUAAACCCCGAGAAUGA